This is a messenger RNA of Solea senegalensis (Senegalese sole), 3121 nucleotides long. It is a transcript of the gene gdpd5a, whose product is annotated as glycerophosphodiester phosphodiesterase domain containing 5a. Gene Ontology annotation, molecular function: glycerophosphodiester phosphodiesterase activity. Bases 420 to 2195 code for a protein of 591 amino acids. Gene Ontology annotation, biological process: positive regulation of neuron differentiation; lipid metabolic process. Gene Ontology annotation, cellular component: plasma membrane. Lineage: Eukaryota; Metazoa; Chordata; Actinopteri; Pleuronectiformes; Soleidae. The record is from RefSeq and is a predicted model, not a curated record. The transcript is spliced from 17 exons.
GAUUAGAGUCUUCUAAACUGUGCUCCAGCAGCACUGACGGUCCGUGUGGCUUCUCCUCACUCAGAGAUGAUCCUCUCAUUGAUCAUAACAGUCACUGUUUUCAUUUGAACGCGCUGCGUAAAAAGGGGGGUGCGUGCGUGCGUGCGUGCUGCUGCUGCUGCUGCUCCACGGACAUCUUGGGCCGAUCGUGUUUUCUCUGCGGGAAACUUUACACGCACUUGUUACAAUAAAGCCAUAAAGUUCAGCGGCAAAAGGAAAAAAAACAACAACAACAACAGACAGUUAUGUCAACACGGUAACGGGACGCUGGUGACGUUUUCCGCGGCGUGGGAUCAAAACAGUCUUCAGUGGAUCAGUGGAGGUUCCCCAGUCCUGUGUGGGAUGUUAACGGACUGGUGGUGCAUUGAGGCUGAAGGAGCAUGGUGAAGCACCAACCCUUACAGGUCUACGAGAAGCAGGUCUUUGUCUCCUUUGUCACCGGGAUCUAUGGUUGCCGCUGGAAACGCUACCAGCGUUCCCAAGACGACAGCUCCAAGUGGGAGUGUGCAUGGUUCACCAUCUUGUGCACGUCUUUCCUUCUGCUUCUCUUCUGGGCGUACUUCUGGUUGGUGGCUCAGAAUGACUUCAACGAGUUCAACUGGUCAGUAUACAACCGCUCAGGAGAGUGGAGGGAUGAGACCAUCCCCAUCCUCGCAUCCACCACAGUGGGAUUCAGCUACAUCACAUUUUUACUGAUUUUAGCUCUUUUCCACAUUUCCUUAGGCCAGCAGUUGAACCUCUACUGGGUUCACAAGAUUGGAGUGUUGGGUACACUGCUCACCACUAUCUCUGGUGUGGUCUCUGUUGAUGACAUAUGGGGAGAUGAGUGGGACAUCCUGCUUGUGUCACUGCAGUCCACAGCACCAUUCCUGCACAUUGGUGCCUUGGUAACAGUCACAGCUAUCAGCUGGUUGGUGGCUGGAUAUGUGGUCCGCAGAGAGAGAUCCAAUUUCCAGGUGAUGGUGCUGCUGAUCUACGUCCUCAUCCUCCUGGCGGUCUAUUUAGCGCCGCUCACAUUAACCUGCCCCUGCAUCAUGGACCGCCACGGCCUCAGACCUCGACCAGACGUCAUUGGUCGACGGGGAGCUCCUGUGCUGGCUCCAGAAAACACCUUGGUGUCCUUCAACAGAGCCCUGCAGCAUGGAGCCAGCUCCCUGGAGGCUGACGUCACCAUCAGUGUGGACGGGGUUCCAUUCCUCAUGCGAGACCGCACACUGAGGAGGACCACAGACGUCAGGAAGGUCUUUCCAGCCAGACAGUUUUAUGAUGCUUCAUUCUUCAACUGGACAGAUAUUCGGUCUCUAAAUGCAGGCCAGUGGUUUUUGGAGAGUGACCCCUACUGGACAGUAGGAGCCCUGUCAGCGAGGGACCGCAGCAGAAUAGGCAACCAGACAGUUUGCACCCUGGUGGAGAUGCUGCGUCUGGCGGCGAGAGCUAACAGCUCGGCACUGCUCAACAUCCACAAGCCGCCGCCGGAGCACCCGCGCUCCCGCAGCUGGUUCAUGGACACGCUGUGGGCUGUGCAGAAGGCAGGCAUUUCCCAGAAGCGGGUGAGGACUGUGACGUGGACCCCCGACUCCGACAGGGGGCGAGUACGAGGGCUUCAACAGGCCGCGACUGAGAAGCUGUCGCUGGCGGAGAUGAGGCAGAGAGGAAUUACGAGCCUGACCCUCCACUAUAGCAAGGCCAGCCACAAAGACAUACAAGAAUAUCUGGCCAAUAAUGUGAGUGUGAGCGUCUACCCGGUGAAUGAGCCCUGGCUCUACUCCCUCCUGUGGUGCAGUGGGGUGCCUUCUGUGUCCUCCGAUGCCCCUCAAGUCCUCCGAAAGGUGCCUUAUCCCAUCUGGCUCAUGAGCCAGAACGCUUACAACUUCAUCUGGAUCUCUUCAGAUCUGGUCUCUCUCGCCAUAGUCAUCGGGAUUUUCAGUUUCCAGAACCUUCAUAUGAUCAGGUGGAGAAUGAGCGGGAUGCAGAACUACAACCCAGAACAUAUCAUGCUGAGCGCUGUGGUGCCGCGGUCCAGUAGGGACGUCAACAUCAUGAAGGAGAAGCUCAUAUUCUCAGAACUUGACAACGGGCUCAGCAGCACAGAGGAACUUUCUCUAUAUCCGGAAAAUGGCUACGCGAGAUACUCUCACGGAGGCCUCGGUCGCUGACGUAAAAUGAGGAAAAAUAAUAACAAGACACAUCCAGGCAACUUUUUCCUGGAAGUGGAGACAACAUAACAAAUCAUUUUACAUGGACUGGUCAGUAUUUCAAUUCCACUUGUACAAGAGUAUUUCAGCUUUUUUAUUAGUACAAUCUAACACCUUCUUGUUAUACACUGAAUUGAAUGGGUACAUGGUAGAGCAGUGGUUAGCAUUGUUGCCUCACAGUUAGAAGGUCACUGGUUUGGAUCCCAGCAUGUUCUUCCCACAAGUUCUCUGCAGGUGCUCCGGUUUCCUCCCGCCCAUCCUAAGAGAACUCCUUAUUUAUGAAUGUUCAUCAUUGGUUCCACUGAUGUGUGUAAUGAUUGGGUCCAUGAAGAAGAACUUGUGUUCAGUCCAUUUGCUUAACCGACCUUCUCAAAGGUUCUGUCGAUUGAUUAAAGCUUCACCGUCACGUUUUCUUCCACGUCAGUGACUUUGCUGUUGUUUUAUAACAGAUGUAACGAGCUGUGUCGAGUCUGUAACGUACACCGAUGUAAAUACGACUCAUUCUCAUGUUUUUCUUUUUCCCCUCUGAGAGGAUUUCCAAUGGUUUGGACCAAUUUGCAUUUCUAAUUAUUAGUAUUAUUAUAUAUAUACAUAAAUAUAUAUAUAUAUAUAUCACUGAUGUCCUAUUUUAAGGGCGAUUUGGGCAUUAGGGGUAUUUUCAGAAGGGGUCAUCAAAGUACAAACGAUGUUCUGUCUGCCAUGGCUCAACUACUGCAUAGUCCUAUUAGUGACAUGUUUCACACGGCUGCCUUUUUGUUUAAUGGAGUGAUUGGUAGAAUAUUGUAGAUUAUUAUUAUUAUUAUUAUUAUAUUUUGCAUUUUGAAGUUGAAUAAUUCAGACUACUAGACGAUGUGUCAAAAUGUUCAAUAAAACUCGAGAAUUAUGAA